Molecule: messenger RNA, 3782 nt
Organism: Rhineura floridana
Lineage: Eukaryota; Metazoa; Chordata; Lepidosauria; Squamata; Rhineuridae
Gene: NR2F1
Product: nuclear receptor subfamily 2 group F member 1
Exons: 3
Coding region: 353-1591 (412 amino acids)
Biological process (GO): cell differentiation; regulation of transcription by RNA polymerase II; anatomical structure development
Molecular function (GO): RNA polymerase II cis-regulatory region sequence-specific DNA binding; zinc ion binding; nuclear receptor activity
Source: RefSeq, a predicted model, not a curated record
AAACCCUCUGGAAUUCUACUGUCCCCCCUCGAAAAAACCAAGCUCAAAUUAGAGAGAGAGAGAGAGAGGAAGGAAGGAAAGAAGGAAGGAAGGAAGGAGGGCAGGUGGGGGCAGGGCAGGAGGAAGGAGCAGAAAAGAUCGGCCGCGGUAGCAGCUAGGAGGCGGCGGUAGCAGCAGCAGCAGCGGGGAGGCGGGAGGAGCCCCGAUCCCUCGCCUCUGCCCCCCAACCCAGGCAACCGCCCUUCUUCCCCCCCUACCCCACCCCCUUCCCCACCCCACCCCGACCCCCUCCUCUCCCGGCUUCUUCCCCGGCAGCCCACCCCCCUCUUUUUUUCCUACGUGGGCCCGAGAUAUGGCAAUGGUAGUUAGCAGCUGGCGAGAUGCGCAAGAGGACGUGGCCGGGGGCGGCCCCGCCGGAGCAGCUCAGCCGGGUCGGGAUCCGCAGCAAGGGGCCUCGGCGGCCCCCCACACGCCACAGACGCCGAGCCAGCCGGGCGCCCCAUCCACGCCGGGCGACAAGGGCCAGCAGCAGCAGGGCUCGGGCCAGAGCCAGCAGCAGCAGCAGCACAUCGAGUGCGUGGUUUGCGGCGACAAAUCCAGCGGCAAGCACUACGGGCAGUUCACCUGCGAGGGCUGCAAAAGUUUCUUCAAGCGAAGCGUACGCAGGAACUUAACGUACACUUGCCGGGCCAACCGGAACUGUCCCAUCGACCAGCACCACCGCAACCAGUGCCAGUACUGCCGCCUCAAGAAGUGCCUCAAAGUGGGCAUGAGGCGGGAAGCGGUUCAGCGAGGAAGGAUGCCUCCGAGCCAGCCGAACCCGGGCCAGUACGCGCUGACCAACGGCGACCCGCUGAACGGGCACUGCUACCUGUCUGGCUAUAUCUCCCUUCUGCUGCGGGCCGAGCCUUACCCGACGUCGCGCUAUGGCAGCCAGUGCAUGCAGCCCAACAACAUAAUGGGCAUCGAGAACAUCUGCGAGUUGGCCGCGCGGUUGCUCUUCAGCGCCGUCGAGUGGGCCCGCAACAUCCCCUUCUUCCCGGACCUGCAGAUCACCGACCAGGUGGCCCUCCUGCGCCUCACCUGGAGCGAGCUCUUCGUCCUCAACGCGGCGCAGUGCUCCAUGCCCCUGCACGUGGCCCCCCUCUUGGCCGCCGCCGGCCUCCACGCCUCCCCUAUGUCCGCCGACCGCGUAGUGGCCUUCAUGGACCACAUCCGCAUCUUCCAGGAGCAAGUGGAGAAACUCAAGGCCCUGCACGUCGACUCCGCUGAGUACAGCUGCCUCAAAGCCAUCGUCCUCUUCACGUCAGAUGCCUGCGGUCUCUCGGACGCGGCGCACAUCGAAAGCUUGCAGGAGAAAUCACAGUGCGCCCUGGAGGAAUACGUGCGGAGCCAGUACCCCAACCAGCCCAGCCGCUUCGGCAAACUGCUCCUCCGGCUGCCUUCGCUGCGCACGGUCUCGUCAUCGGUCAUCGAGCAGCUCUUUUUCGUCCGCUUGGUAGGUAAAACCCCCAUCGAGACGCUCAUUCGAGACAUGCUGCUCUCCGGCAGCAGCUUCAACUGGCCUUACAUGUCCAUCCAGUGUUCCUAGAGCACCUCGUGGGCUCCCCCGCUUAGAGACCCUGAGAGAAAGGCCUCCAGCCCAGCGAGAGAGCGGCCCAGAUGCCACCUUGGGCGGCGCGUACAGCCGGGUGGGGGGUUCGGAGGAAAGAGAGAGGGAGGGAAAGGAAAACGUGUGGAGGGGGGAGAGACAGAGAGAGAGAGAGGAAGAGAGAAAUAUAUACUCAGAACCCUCAGACACCGAAGGAAAGACUCGCUUAGGAUCGGACCCUGGCUGAAAGGCGAGGAUGGCGAAAUGGACACCUGGUGUCGGUGGAACAAACAGUGACACAGAGAUGGGAAACUUUUUUUAAAAACCCAUAGAAGAGGACGGAAGGCAUUUUAAAAUAAACUCCUCCCCCCAAAAAAGAAGACUAGAAUGGAUUUUCCUGGAUUUAUGAUGGACUGAGGUGGAUGUCGUCUGUAUAGCAAACAAAACACACAGUUUAAAAAGACAAAACAAAACUGAAGCCGAAUUGAAGUGGUGGAUGGGGGGAAGAGGGAGGGGAACCAGAGGCAAACACUUACCACGAACAUUGUUCUUCAUUUUGUAAGAUAUUAGUCUUUAUUUUCACUUUUUUUUUGUAAAAUUUAAACAUCGUAUGCGCAUAAAGGAGGAGGGGGGAACACCACAAGAAACAAGCAAGAAUUAGGGGCGGGGGAAAAUUAACAUUUUCCAAAUAAUUAUUAAAAAAAAACAAGGAAUUGUUCUGUGUGUAUGUAUCUAUAUCUGUUUUGUAUUUUUUUCUGGUUCCAAACCAGGCUUCCUGUGAUUCUAUACUAAUAAUUUUUGAUAUAACCCUUUGCUUCUUAUAUUGAGUGCGAUAUAUGUUGUCGAAGCUGUUCUUCAAGAAUUAAAAUUGAAGUGAGAAUUUAAACAGAAAUAAAAAUUUAGAAAAAAAAAAAGGCAACCCAACCACACCAUCAACCACAGAUUCCCACGCCAGUCCAUGAGUUCUUGUUCCUUGAAGCAGACCUGAUGUUUGGGUUUGCCGGUAGUGGAGUGCCCCCUCCCAAGUCUUUGUAGCUUGUAUCAGAGUUUCGGGGGGGGGGAGGGUUGUUAAAAACCAAACACAGGCAAUGGCCACGUUGCUGGUAAGGCGCGCACAUCUCUCACUAUUCCCAAGCUAACUGGUUUAAGGUGAGUCUGCUGAUAGAUGCUGACGAAACGGAAAAGGCGGAGAGGAAUUCCCUCAGGCUGCAAGACUGUAUUCACUUACUUGGGAUGGGGGAGUCCCACUGACCCAAUGAGGCACCCUUUUGAAGAGAUACGUGUGGAAUUGCCCUGUGGACCUACUGCUCCUUUCCAUUCCUUCUAUGGACACAGCCCGGAAUAGAAAGAAGGGCCUCUAGGCAGAGUGAGGAGGGUGUCUCAGGCAAGUGAUUUUGAGGGGUCAUGAAAGGACGAAUCAAAUAGUUAUUUCGCUUAUUAUGGUUGUAUUUUUACUCCCAGGGAGAGACGCUUGAGCGAUUCCCGCACCCUCCCUUGGGGUGUCAAAACAACUAGGCCAGCCUUGGGGGAUAAUACACCUUGGGGGAGAAGGGCUCCAUUUGCUAUUCCGCCUCAGGCAGCAAAACGUCUUCGGCUGGCCUUGGAAAGAAAUUCCCUCUACUUUGAAACAUGGCGUUGUCACCCCUUUUUAGUCCCAGAUCAGGACUGAAGUCUCAGUAUCAGGCGUGGAAGAUUUACUCCUGGCAUAAGAGCCUCUGUAGGGUCAGUGAGUCUGCCUUGGGUUCUAAACCACUCUCGACCAGACGAUGUGGCUUCUUCUUUUUGGGUCGCGGGGCACUUUAUCUGAAAGAAUGCUUCUCUUUCCUUUUGUGGAAAUAACAGCCCCCAAGAGAAAUCAAGGCUUAGAGAGGUAUGGUUAUGUAUAUGUACUCAAAGGAGAAAGAGAGAGAGAUGCAUAUGUCUGGUGGUGGGAACCGACCCAAGGACACGAGUGUGCUCCUCUUCCUGAGGGCUCCUCCAUAUGUUAGUCUCCUCCAUAUGACUAUCGGAGACGCUUUUCAAAGGCACCCCCACCCCCCACCCCAAUGUACCAUUGUUGCUCCUUUUGAAGGUAAAGGCUUUCCCAGAGCUUGGAGCUCGUCGCUGCAGAUCUCGGUAACAGCUUUCAGUGCAUUAAUGUUUUAUAGAAUCUGAGACGGAACUGUAAGAACACACACUGCCAAGGGAGCUC